Molecule: messenger RNA, 6521 nt
Organism: Scophthalmus maximus (turbot)
Lineage: Eukaryota; Metazoa; Chordata; Actinopteri; Pleuronectiformes; Scophthalmidae
Product: xin actin-binding repeat-containing protein 1
Exons: 8
Coding region: 539-6277 (1912 amino acids)
Biological process (GO): actin cytoskeleton organization; actin filament bundle assembly
Cellular component (GO): actin cytoskeleton; focal adhesion; stress fiber
Molecular function (GO): actin filament binding
Source: RefSeq, a predicted model, not a curated record
UCCCAACUCUUUGCGGCUGUAAUGACCCAACUUACCCUCAGGAUCAGUGAAGUUAAUCUAAUCUUUUUCCUAAUGCACUGUUUGUUGCUGCUCAAAGAUCAAGUAAUUAAAUCUGAGCUUUGGAGGUUUAACCUGACAUCAAACACUGGGGCAUCUCCCUGAAACUUAAGGGACUCAAAGAGCCAAAACACACCAUAGGCAACAAACAAUGCUUGACAUAAAAGUUAAAUCGGUGGAUUGGUGGAUAAAUGUUUUAUGAAUUGACAACAUUAGCAUCAAUAUUUCCCAUGAAAGCAGCAGAUACAGUCUGUGCUUUCAGAGCAGCGUAUUGGAGAAUUCACAUCCUGUUGUAUGCUACUCUCGACAUUUUGACAGGUCACUUUACACGGUCUGUGGCAAUGAGGAAGAAAAAGGACUUUGCUCAAACCGUGUGCAGGUCUUGUGAUCCGUCGGGCUGGCAUCUGAUAGACACCGACUGACAUCUGUGAGGCGAUAUAGUUUACUUUACCAUCUGUGAGCCGCUGCUGCGUGACUUGUCAUGGAAUGGAAGAGCAACCUGAGGCGCACCCAGUCACUGAGGAGCGUCCCCCUGGCAUGUGACAAGCCGAACGGGACAGCGGCAGGACUGCGGGACAAGAAAGUAUCUGUGUCCCAACUAGUCUCUCGGUAUCAAACUACAGUGGAAGUGAGUGUAUCAACUCAAGCAAAGUCGGUAAAUAAUGGUGAAGCUAAGCCAAAGCAAGUGUUAAAAGAGAUAACACCAUCUCUGCUGGAGGGUGAAGAGACUCCUCUGGCAUCUCUGACGAGGAGAAAUGACGAGAGGGAACAGGAACGGUCCCAAGCCACACCCGGUUUAACACGCAGCAGGUCGAUGGGGAGCCUUCAAAACAGUGCCGGCUCCAUAGGGGCCCUGAAGGCUCGGUUUGAGUCAAAGGCCUCCGCUCAAAACGAGCUGAGGAGCGGUUUCAGGGCUGCCAAUUUCACGUCACCUCACAAGGCAGAAGAUAUUAUGCCCGUGAUGAAUGGCAUAAUAUCUUCUGUUCCCCUGAAGAGGUCUUCGGGGGAGCAGAAACCAAAAAUUCCUGCAGAUGCACCAGUUAGUGACGCUAACACUGACGCAAAAGAGGAUCGUGCGACUCGCAAGGUUGUGGAUCAGACCCGAAAAGUGAGGAGAAAAACAAUAGGGGGCGUUGAUUUUGAAGGAAUUACAGCCUUUCAAGCUGAUGAAAAGAGGAGGACAGUUGCUGACUUCAGAGACAGCUCCUUCAAUCAAACCAAGGAGACACUGUGUGUCUCGGUCAAAGUGUUGUCUGCCCUGUACCUGUCAAAGGUGGCACCUCAGGAACCAACACACAGCCCUUCAAAACAGGGCCAAGAUCAGUCAUCUGAAUCCAGGAAAAUAGUUAAAAUAACCAAGAUGGACUUCCAACAAAGGAAAGAUGACCUCCCUUCACCUCCAUUAGCCAAACAUCUGACAGAACCAGAAGACAUUUCUGGGGAACAUUCCCAAAAAUCAAUGCCGGCCCAACUUUCCAAAGAAAAGUUAUACCAGCAGCGGCAAAAAUGUGAGCUGAAAAGACUCCUGAAGCACACUCACCCAGAGCUGAAGAUGUUGGAUGAAGUUGUGGAUGAUGAGCUUGCUGAGGUUUUGAACUCAGAGAUUGGGGUGACAGCUGGUGAAACCGGAUAUGAAGGAGAGGUCUUCUCACGACGCUUGAUAUUUGAGAACUGUGCCUUGAGUAGCAAACUAUCUCCUUACACCCCCAAGAUCCACAUGGCAGAUGAAAAAGUGGAUGAGGGCGAUGUCAAUAAAACACCAGCUGUGUUUGAGGAGCUGGAGGAGAGGGCACGUAGUGAAAGUGUGAAAGGGAUUGUGCAGGAUUACAAAACGCUUGGUUCUACUCCAGAGCAUAACAGAGAGUUUGAGGAGGAGAUGAUAAGAAUAGAUGUUCAGGCUUCCAGGAGAAUAUUUGAGAGUCAGUCUGUGAAAACAUCCAGGCCAAAUCCAGAUAAUAAGUUCCAAGGGAAAGUUUCUAUUUUGGAGGAUGACAGAGGGCCAGUCCAAAAACAAAAACAUGAGUUUGAAAUGUGUAACAAAGAGAAUGUACACAGUGAAAACAAAAGCAAUGUAUGCACCAACCGUCUUGAUUUGAUAGAUCAGCCCCAUAAACAAGAGCCUUGUGUUCAUACUGUUGGUGUAAGCACUUACCUUAAGUUUUCUGGUAAUGAAGAAGUUUAUUCUGAUAAAGUGGUCUUUGACAAUGACCCUACUAGUCUUUCAGGUGCAAUGGGAUUUGAGGAAAUUAUCAAAACAAGUUCAGCUCUUUUGGAAAACAACCCAUUUAUCUCAACAAACAUAAGCAGAGAAAAUUCCUAUGCCCAUGCAUCAAAUUCCCAAAUCCAUGGUGCAGCUCAGGACUUUCUGAUAUCUAAUGUUAAGAACAGAGCCUACCUGUUCGAAUCAAUGCCAUUCGACCAAAUUAGGCACCAGAACAAGGAUGAAAUUGAGACAUUGGUGGAGAACAUCAAGGAAACAUUGAAUAUCCUUUAUCGUGUUAAUGCCAUACAUUCAGAUGGAUUAAUCAUUGAGGUUAAUGAGACAAUGAUAGCAAAAAAGGCUCAAUUCACAUUAUCAGAGACUGGGCCUAAGAUAAAAUACGAUGAUGUGGCUGAAGGCGGCGCACAAAAUUUCAUUGUCCAGUUGCUACCACGGGCAAACCUAAAGCCUCAGAUCACAUACUUAAAGGAAGAUAGGAAAGAAAGGAUGGAGGCCACAGUGUUGAAUGUACCGGUGUACCAACAUCAGUUCACUAGCAACCAAGACACAGAGCUUAAAACUGCCAAUGUAGUUCAGCUUGUUGAAGAUAUUCUCAAUCAAGAUAACUCUCUGAGGAAAGGAGUGAUCAUUCAGCAGGAAGCCAACAAAUGUGCUGAAGUCGUUGUUUACUCCCUCUACAAUUAUUUUGAUGAGGAAGAUGUAAAAAGUUACAGUGCUCCACAACGGCAUGCUGCAGAGGACGGCGAACCAGAAAAAGAGGAAAUUCAUAUCAGUAGAACAGAAAAUCAAGGACUUAGAAGAGGCAUCGUUGAAUCAACCAUAAACUGCCUUCUAGAAACUUCUCAAGACCAAGCCUGCACUGGAUCAAUCAGGCCCAAUGUCACAGUAAAAGGGAACGUGAAACUGUUUAAGAGCUGUAUUGAAAAGGGGGAUCUGGAAUAUUUGAAAACUCUUCAGGCUGAUCCAACAGUGCAGGAAAAAGAACUACCUCUGAACCGGACUGUGGCUGAACUAAGCACAGAGCUUCAUGGCGAACAGAGAGGAGAUCAGGCAGAGGAUUCAGAGUGGGUCCCAGUGGAUGUCAAAAGACUGAAAGGCAUGUUCUCUGUAGAUCAAAGACAAAACCAAGGAAAGCAAAAUAUCAAUAAGAAUCGUGCUCCAACUACUACCAUUUCUCCUGCAUUUACAGGACAACAUGUGCCACUUGGAAAGAGCCAGUCGUCUACAGAAUGCAAUGUUGACGUAUUUAACUGUGAACAAAGAAAAGAUAAUGUUUUGGAGUGUGGUGGCCUAGCACAAGAAGAAGUUUGUACUUUCACAGGUGCACCACAGGGGUCUUAUCUACAUCUUGAGACACGGGAUGAUGAUAGUGUCCACCAAGCUCAAUUAAUUGAGGUGGUAGAUGACAAUGACGAAAUCACAGACCUCCAAGCUGCAAUCCAUAGCCUUCAGCAGGCCACAAUUGAGGCCAAAUCUUUGUAUCACUCAUCACAAAACAAACAGAAACGUAUUGUUCAAGAAUCUUCCAAACCAGCCGUGGUCUCAGUUACAGCAGGUGAUGUCAAAGACUCAGGAACAGAAGCUGAAUUACAUCAAGAAAAUGAGGACCAACAAACAGACGUGGGCACUGAAUCAAGGUGGAAUGAAGUUCUAUCAGCCUCCCACUUCACUUCAGUCCACAAAACAGACCGCCAACACACAAAUGUGGAGAUGUGCCAUGAAGAUAGUAACUCUAAAGAAGUGCAAACUACUGAGUCCAGCAGCAAGAAUGGCCAAAAAGGCACAGAUGUGGUCCAGAAACACUUAGAAACUUUUGUUGAUAGUUCAGAAACACACGAAGAAGAACAUGAAGUUGUUUUUCCGGGUAAAGUUCAAGAAGCCUUGGAUUCCUUGGAGAGAGCCAACAUUAAUAUCACAAGGGGAGAUUUCAAAGCAGCUAUGAUAUAUAAAAACUCUUCCAAACCUCACAAAGACAGAUUGCAAAAUGUGGAAAAGGCAACUGUCCAGAAACCCAUUAUUGGGGAGAUUUUACCUGUGACUGAGUACAGAUCAACUCAAGUUCAAUUGAGACAAGAUGUCUCCAAGGAACAGGUGACUACAGUGAAUGCAGAGCUCCAAAGCAAAUCCAAGAAUAAAACAGCUACAAGUGCUGUCUCAGUGAAAAAAACUAAAAGGCCUGUUGGUUCAAAACCAGCCAUCCCACCCAAACCAGAGCACCUGAAAGUGAAACAAAGAGAUAAUAAAUCGAGCGACACAAGAAAUACUGAGUUAACCCAAAGAAAUACUAUAAGACCUGAAAUGCAAGCGCAAGAAGAAACUGUAGCUCAACCACAGCCAACAUUGGUUUCAUGUAAGAAUGAACAUGUGAAACACCUAUCCAAAAUAAAUGGUUCAGACGCAGGUCCAAAUUCUAUAAAUCAUGAAGUUGAAACUAUUCAAAUGUCUCAGAAAAUUCAAAUAAGACAUCAAUACCAAUGCUCAUUCGAUAACAUUAACAAGAAUACUUUCAGCCCACCAGAAGAGAUAAGAGCCGCAGAAGAAGUGAAAUCCCCCGAGGAAAGAAACCCAGUCAAAGAGAGUACGAAUGAAACAGAUGAAAGUCCUGUCAAUUUUAAUUUAGCAUGCCAAAAAUUUGGAGGCAAAAAGGCAUUUUCAGUGAAGAAUGCCCCUGUGAAGCCAAAAAGAGUAAAAAUUGCCCAGUCUGACACCAAAAACCUAAAAGAUACAUCUGUAGAUAAUAAUUCAAAACCACAAAAAGCUAUAGCGGAUCCAUCUUACACUGUCACAAAGAACAGUGGACAAACUGCUGACAGUAAAGACAAGCAUGAGAGAGAAAUAAAUCAAGAAGGCAAAGUUGAGAUGAGGGAAAAGAGAGGACGCAGUGAGACAGAGAAUGAGCGCCGACAGCGGUUGUCAGUUCACAUGGAUGAGAUCAUGAGAGGAAACAUUACAGCAGCCUUGGAAAUUUUUGACAACUUGCGAAAGCAGGAGGAACUGCAGAGUAUUCUCAGUCGAGUUGAAGAAAUUGAACAGGACACAAGUGAGGUUGAUGUGGGGUCUCUGAGGAGAGUAUAUGAGAAUGUCCCUGGCUGGGUUGUCAGCUCCGACAAAAAGAAACAAGAAAUGGUUCAAGUGGAACACAGAGAGGAGAAGUCACUUUUGAAGGACGACCUGCAAAACAAGUCCUCAAUGGCACAUAUAUUUGGAGAUCUUGAGAGAGCCAGUGAGGAAAUCAUGAAUUUAAAAGAGCAGACCUUAGCCAGACUAAUAGACAUAGAGGAGACCAUAAAGAAAGCUCUUUAUUCUGUCUCCACACUAAAAUCUGACACAGAUAUUGCUGGUUUAUCAUGCCUGUUCAAGGAGUCCUUAGGGACAAUGCUAGGAUCCCCAACUUCUGGAAUUAGCAAAAUUAGCAUUGGGUCAAGCAGAACUAAAUCACCGCAAGCACAGGAGAGGCCUACCACAAACACAGCUCUCCUAGUUGAGCAAGGUGCAAGCAAAGAAGUAGCCUCUGCAAAACAACGGCCGAGUCCCCCAUCUUCCCCUGCCUUCAUCUCCAUACAGUCAGUUAGAAAAAUAGACAAAACAAGUGUGGUCCCACCCGAGACCACAAUCUGCGCGAAAUGUCAGCAGAGCCCAAAGACAGAAGGGAAAUUCUGCACAACAAAGACCCUGAUAUGCAACAGCCCUGCUCAAAACAGAAAGGGAAGUCAAAAACAGCCCACUUACAGCCCACUUAACCCAAAGCAAGAGCUCAGUGUACUCGAGGUGCAGACUGACCAUGAGGGGAAUAGUAUCAUAGGAACCAAAACAGUCUCGGAGAACUAUGAGCAGAGUGAAACAUUUGGUAAACGGUUCUACUCAUCCAAAACGUCCACUGUCGUCACUACACAGCCAGAAACCAUGACAUUAUCCACAGGUCAGGCAGUGGUCAGUCCGACGACAUAUCAGGUCACAACAUACCCAGAAGUUCGUCUACCAAUCAAUCACAAGGCUUAAUCACUUCCAGCUAUUGUGCAGGUAGUCUCUGUGUAGCUAAGUUUGGGCAAUGUUUCUCACAUUUGUUAUGACAAAGUUGUCAUGUAAAUAACUUUCAUUAGCUAAGAUAUUAAUUAUGUUGGAAACAUUCAGCUUGUUUAUUAAUUUAUGAGAGGUUGCCAUUGUGUUUUAUGGUGUUUGAGGAUUCAUUUUUAGCUUGUAUUUUUUGACCUACAUUUGAAAUUAAACUCCCAUUUUGAUUUGA